CACACCUUGAAACUACCUGAGCCCAAGGAGAAGGGGAGGAAAACUCCAGACAAACACAGGGAGGAGAAAAGGGGAAGGGAAGCGAACCAAAGUACAGGACCCAAGUGGGAGGGUAACCUAGGGGGCUAGGAAGUAUUGUACUCCGAGACCUUGUGGUUCCCACAACUGGCUUCACCCGGUCUGUGAGUUUCAGCUGAAACUGAUCAGCUGUGGACUCCGGUUCCUGAGCUACUCAGCCACCAGGAAGGACUUUGUACACCGCAGCAGGAACAACAGCUCUGUGCGCUGGGAUUGAAAACGUUGAAUUGUUUUGGGGGCAAACUCCACCCCCCCCCGAUUUCCCAAACCUCCCCCCAAAAAAGGGUGGGGGGAGGAAACUAUGAAGAACUAUCGGCUUUCCGAAGAAAGAAAAAUGAAUGAUUAUCAGCUUUCCCCAGGAAGCAAACUGAAAACCUCGGAUUCAGGGCUGAAGUACAACAAUAGAAAAGAGGACAUGAACGGCCUGGAGGAGGGGGUGGAGUUCCUCCCCACCAUGAAUGCCAAGAAGGUGGAGAAGCGCGGCCCGAAGCGAUGGGUGGUGGUGACUACUGUGCUGCUCGUCUUCCUGCUCGUCUCCCUCAUUGUCGGCCUCCUGGUGUGGCACUUCAAAUACCGGAGAGCCCCUGUCCAGAAGGUUUACAAUGGCCACCUAGUGAUUGUGAAUAUGAACUUCAUUGACGCCUACGAGAACUCCAGCUCCACCGAGUUUGCCAUGCUCUCCAAGAAGGUGCAGCACACGAUCGAGGAGAUCUAUAAAAAUAACCGAGACAUUGGCCCUUAUCACAAGAAGACAGUAAUAACUGCAUUCAGUGAAGGCAGCGUGGUUGCCUAUUACUGGUCGGAGUUCAUCGUCCCGGCAUACAGGGUCGAGGCGCUUGACAAGGCCAUGGCUGACAAGCAGAGUCUGAUCCAAACGGUGGAGUACAAGUCACGGAACCCCGUGCUGCAAGUCAAGUCGAUUGUUGCUUUCCCUGCUGAUUCCAGUAUAAUGCAGUCACCAGGAGACAAUAGCUGCAAUUUUGCCCUACACGCCAAGGAAGGUGAGAUCACCAGCUUCACUACCCCGGGCUUUCCCAACAGCCCGUACCCGAACAAUGCUCGUUGCAUGUGGGUCCUGAGGGCCGACGCUGACUCCGUCAUCAGCCUGACCUUCAAGACCUUCGACGUGGAGCGCUGCCAGGAAGGGAGCGACUUCAUCAAGGUCUACAACUCCCUGAGCCCCGUGGAACCCCACACCCUUGUGACGCUGUGCGGCAGUUACCCUCCGUCCUACAACCUGACCUUCCUGUCCUCCCAGAACGUCAUGCUGGUCAUGCUGAUCACCAACGCUGAGGGGCGGAACCCUGGCUUCAAGGCGGAGUUCUUCCAGCUCCCGAAGGCUGCAACCUGCAGCAAGACGUUGAACGCAGAAAGUGGAAACUUCACCACCCCUUACUACCCAGCCCACUAUCCACCCAACAUGGAUUGUGUCUGGGACAUAGAGGUUCCCCCUACAAAGAACGUGAAGGUGCGUUUCAACCUGUUCUACGUAUUGGAACCUGGCGUCCCGGUCGGUUCCUGCACCAAGGAUUAUGUGGAGAUCAGCAAUACAAAGUACUGUGGAGAGCGCCCCCAGUUUGUGGUGGCAAGUAACAGCAACAAAAUCACGGUCCGGUUCCAUUCAGACCAGUCGCACACAGACACUGGCUUCUCGGCAGAGUUCCUGUCUUACGAUUCCAGUGACCCCUGUCCUGGCAAGUUCACCUGCAACACUGGCCGCUGCAUUGAUAAAGUCAUGCGCUGCGACGGCUGGAUGGACUGCACGGAUUCCAGCGACGAGCGCUCCUGCAAUUGCACCAAGGAGCAGUUCAGGUGUGGUAACGGCUGGUGCAAGCCACGCUUCUGGCUCUGCGACGGUGUGAAUGAUUGUGGGGACAACAGCGAUGAGCUGCAAUGCAAAUGCCCAGAUAAGAACUUCAAGUGCCGCAACGGGAAAUGCAUCCCUGAAAACCAGAAAUGUGAUGGCAAGGACGACUGCGGGGACGGGAGCGACGAGGGCACCUGCAGCAAAGUGGAGUCCAUCUCCUGCACGGAUUACACCUACAAGUGCCGCAGCAGCGGGUGCGUGAGCAAGACCAACCCGGAGUGCGAUGGGACGAAGGACUGUGCUGAUAACUCGGACGAGGAGAACUGUGACUGUGGGAUCCGCUCUUACAGCAAGAAGACCCGGAUCGUUGGCGGGCAGAACUCAGAAGUGGGCGAGUGGCCGUGGCAGGUCAGCCUGCACGUGAAAGGCCAGGGGCACAUCUGUGGGGCCUCGCUGAUAUCGAACAAGUGGCUGGUGUCAGCAGCACACUGUUUCCGAGAAGAGGGGCAGAUCAGGUACUCGGACCCUAAGCUGUGGACGGCCUUUCUAGGGCUUCACGACCAGAGCGACCGGAAUAACAAGAUGGUGCAAGAGCGGAGCAUCAAGAGCAUCAUCACCAACUCCCAAUUCAACGACUUCACCUAUGAUUACGACAUCGCUGUGCUGGAGCUGCAGAGUCCUGUCACCUUCACCACCUCUGUCCAGCCCGUCUGCCUGCCUGAUGCCACCCAUGACUUCCCUUCUGGCAAGGAAAUCUGGGUGACCGGAUGGGGGGCCACCUCGGAAGGAGGUGCUGGUGCCACCAUCCUGCAGAAGGCGUCGAUUCGGGUGAUUAACCAGACCAUUUGCAACACACUGCUGACCAACCAGAUAACAUCACGUAUGAUGUGUGUGGGGUUCCUGACGGGGGGUAUCGAUGCCUGCCAGGGGGACUCGGGCGGGCCGUUGGUUAGCGUGGAGAACGGCAACAGGCUAUUUCUAGCCGGCGUGGUCAGCUGGGGAGACGGCUGCGCCCAGCGGAACAAGCCAGGAGUCUACACUCGGGUCUCCAAGCUGCGGGACUGGAUCAAGCAGCACACGGGGAUCUAGGAGGGCUCCAGCGAGGGGCUCUCGAUCCGGAUGGACACGCAGGGCGGGCGGUGCCUCUCACGUUCGGCUCUGGGUCUCUUUCAAGCCGGUGGUUGAAGACACUCCCAGCUGAUGUGAAGGGAAUCGUGUGUGUGUGUGUUUGUGUGUGUAUGUAUGUAUGUAUGUAUGUCGUUUCCUCCCCACCCCCAUGGGACUGGACCAGCGGGACGCCUGCCCUGUUCGAAGGCAUGGGGGGGGAGGAGUGGGCAGCUUGGAUCCUUCCCCGUAUUCCCUCCCCUCCUCCUUCAGGGAGCUGCCCCUAAUGUGAACUUAACACCUCUGGUGAGCAGGAACCUCCAACGGGAGAGCGUAGGAAUCCCACCUCUCCUCCCAUCUCACCUCAUCACAAACUGUGAUGGGCGGACGUUCUGGAGAGAGUGGGGAGAAACCCCUGCUCAUCCUAGUCCAAAGGGACUGGGCUGCACCAAGGACACGCUUCUCCGUAUUUAAAGCGGGGCUGUGUAAUUGUGUGUGUGUGUUUCCCCAGAACUGCCCAGUGUCUGGCAGGUGAUGGCAGAGCUGGUUUUUUGGAUGAAUCUUUUGGCUCCCACCCUGGAAAUUCCGUGUGUUCCAAUCUUCCACCUGCUCCUUCCGGCCUGUUGUGUACAGACACCCGCUUAGACGGCGCGGGAGGGGUAUGCAGCCUGAGCCCCCACUAACCCUCCCAGGAACUGCUGGGGCUGCCCAUUCAACCCCCCUCUCUGGUCCUAGCAGCCACCUAGGUCCAAUUCAGAUGGACUUUUAGAUACUUGUUUUUUUAACUGUGUUUUUGGUUGUUUUUGGAGCUCCAGUUCCCCCCGAUAAUGCUGCACGGGGAAGGUUAGCGGUCUGUAUCGGUUGCCUACCGUCGAAUGACCCCCCCAAAAAAACUCCUCUCGGUGACUCCAGUAAAACACUUUUAAACGAGAGGUUUAAUAUCGAGAGGUAAAAGCUCCCCUGAUCUGUCAAUGAUGGAAAACCAGGCUCUGUUGGACCCGCUCCCUUCUCCCGCCCUGAGCUGCUGUGCUCUGCCUCCGGCCUGGCGGUGGUUAUGGGACAGCUCGUCCUGCGCUGAGAUCCAUUUAUGAUGUCCGUGCAAGAAACGCCAGGCUCUGCAUGGCAGGGAAGGCUCACUGCUGCCCCCUGCAGGGGAGUGAUGGAGGUGAUCGUGACCUUUUAAAUGAAUCUUUCCUUGCAAGAGUGGUUUUUAUCGGCUUGUUUUGGAGCAAAGGGGAGGUGGUUGGCGACGCCCUGCUUGGAUUCUGAGAACUGAGUCAGGGAGGAGAUGACUGGGAAAUCCGCCGGGUGCAAGACAGCUAUGGCACAAGGCAGAGUCAUCUCAGCCUACCCUGGGCGCUGUCUGUGCUGGGGUAGCUGUUGUUCAGUCAGUCCGGCUGUUCUCACUGGGCCGUUACUGAGUGCCAGCAGCUGAACCUGCUUGCUGAGCGCUAGGCUUGUGUACCCUGUGCGCUAAGGGAUCUAUCACAUGGGAGGAUGGUUCUACAGAGCCUGCAUCUCCUUUUGAGGGGGGUCGUGCCUAAAUUUAAACACAGAGGUUUGGGGCCCACCAAUCUCCGCACGCUGCUCAGAUCCACGCAGGGCACUGCCUUCUGGGUCUUGUAGUCCCUCGGCGAGGUUCGUCACGCAGACCCACAAGGAAAUGCACUGUAGCCACUGUUGAGGGGCAUCGGGGGGGUCACACUGCAGAAUUCCAGAUGAGCCAGUCGCUACUGAGUUGUGGGCUGAACUUUGCCACCCCCAACCCCCCCAUCUGCCUGUUUUUCACAAGAAUGGUUUAAAUGUAUCCACUGGAGAGUGUGUGUGUGUGCGUGUGCGUGCGUGCGUGUGUGUGUGUGUGUGUGUGCACGCGUAUAUGCAUUAUCUAUCUACUGACCUGUUUACGGGUCAGAUUGGCAUUGCCACAAUGUGCCUUAACUGUAAGAAGUGAAGUGUGACCUCGUUCGCUGUCUGUGAAACCCCAAGUCCGUCUGUUGGACGUGAGUGCCUCAGUCCUUUAGCUGGUUCUUUAGUCCUCGCAGGAGGCUGAAGCCUUAGGUGCCAUGUGAGAUAGGGGAGACAA
Trachemys scripta elegans is the source of this 5072-nucleotide messenger RNA. It is a transcript of the gene ST14, whose product is annotated as ST14 transmembrane serine protease matriptase. Bases 380 to 2974 code for a protein of 864 amino acids. The record is from RefSeq and is a predicted model, not a curated record. Gene Ontology annotation, molecular function: serine-type endopeptidase activity; protein binding. Gene Ontology annotation, biological process: acrosome reaction; proteolysis. The transcript has 19 exons. Lineage: Eukaryota; Metazoa; Chordata; Testudines; Emydidae. Gene Ontology annotation, cellular component: membrane.